CAUUUUACGAUGCGAUCUUACACUCGGCCACAAUGUCAUUACGGAGUUGAUCCUCUUUUGGUCCUUUUUUGACUUAAUUCGUGCCAUACCAACUUUCUUUAAGUUGAUUUUUUUUGGAAGAUUUUAUCGGCAUUUCGGCUGAUAUAGAAAUUUUAUUUUUUUUGUCUAAUUGAGAAUGAAGAAAUAUUUGAUAUGCCAGAACAAUCAUUAAAUUUAGACGAAGAUUUGCCCGCUCAGGACAUAGCUAAAGAAUUUUAUGCCAAAUACGAGCCCAAAGAAGUACUGGGACGAGGUAUAUCAAGUACAGUCAGGAGAUGCGCAGAAAAGGAGACAGGUCAUCAUUAUGCAGUAAAAAUUAUUGACUUAACAGGAGAUAAAGACUCAGAGAACGAUCAUCGUGAAGAAUUGAGAAUAGCUACGAAAAAAGAGAUAAAUGUCCUUCGCAUGUGUGCACAACAUCAAAAUAUCAUUGAACUCCAUAAUACGUUUGAAUCUCCAACGUUUAUAUUUUUAGUUUUCGAGCUUUGUCAAAAGGGCGAGCUAUUUGAUUUUCUCACUCAGGUCGUAACAUUAUCAGAAAAGCGAACAAGAAUCAUUAUGAAGCAAUUACUUGACGCCAUAGCCUAUAUACAUUCUAGAAAUAUAGUUCAUAGGGAUGUCAAACCCGAAAAUAUUCUAUUAGAUGAUAAAAUGAAUGUAAAACUCUCAGAUUUUGGUUUUGCCACAGUUAUUAAUUCUCAGCACGAACUUACUGAGCUUUGCGGUACUCCUGGUUAUUUAGCUCCUGAAGUCCUUAAGGUCUCUAUGUAUGAGGAUGAACCUGGCUAUGGAACUGCAGUUGAUCUUUGGGCCUGCGGUGUGAUUAUGUAUACUCUCCUAGUUGGUUGCCCACCGUUUUGGCAUCGAAAGCAAAUGCUAAUGCUGCGAGCUAUUAUGGAAGGCAAAUAUAAUACGUCAACAGCAGAAUGGUUAGAUCUUUCUGACACUUCCAAAGAUUUAAUUGAAAAGCUACUGCAAGUUGAACCGGAAAAGCGAAUAACAGCUAAGGAAGCAUUGUGUCAUCCAUUUUUCUAUAAGGAAGGAAUUGAACGCGAAAUGAAAGAGUUUUUUCCAAAAAGAAAAUUUAGAGCAUUAGUUUUCGUUGCUACUGCUAUAUGGCGACUGCGUAAUUUACAUAAAAAUCCGCCUCCUAUAUCAAUGAAAUGUUUGAAAGAAGAGCCCUAUUGCGUGAAGGGUAUAAGAAAACUAAUUGAUGCUGCCGCUUUUAAAAUUUAUAGUCAUUGGGUUAAAAAAGGCGAAAAGCAAAAUAGAGCUGCAUUGUUCCAAAGUAAUGUUAAGUGUGACAUUCAAACAGAUCACUGA
Molecule: messenger RNA, 1362 nt
Organism: Dimorphilus gyrociliatus
Lineage: Eukaryota; Metazoa; Annelida; Polychaeta; Dinophilidae
Source: the annotation of a GenBank genome assembly